AUCUCUUACGGAUACUAGGCUGCCUCACAAUCACAAAAUACACACGAGAAACAGCUAACAAUGUCUGACAUUCCGGAAAAAAGUGUAUACUACAAAAGGGAAAGACGGAAAUUCGCGCUGAUCACAUAUCUUCUGACCGCGAUAUUUUUGGUCGUGGCGCUGUUACAGUGGGUUCUUCUCUCCUUUGUAGGCUUUUUAAGACUAUUUUUUACUUUAUAUUAUUGGGUCAGCUGCAUUUUCUUUGGAUUGGGCCUUUUACUCCUAGUUCUCUUCAUUUUCUUUGAGGUUCUGCGCUUCAACAGAAUGGUAAAUUGGUUGUUUGCUGUGCUAAUUUUCGAAUGCAUCGUUUUGGGUAUCGCUCCGUUGGUUGCUCGUCAGUACAGGUAUCAAUUCCUUUUUAGCUUCCUCAUGUGGACCCUGGCCUUGGCUCUCUUUAUUGUGUGCGGUUCCUUCCUACCGCUUGAUCUGACUUUGGACGUUGUGGUCCUAUUUGUCCUCGCUGUGGUCUCUAUUAUUGGCGCUAUAUACUUUGUAAUGCUUUACAUCGUCGCCAACGUUCCCUACUCAUUUAUCGUCGCUCGGGCAUUCAUCGUCAUCAGCAUCCUAAUGUUUGUGAUGUAUCACGCUCAAAUUGUAAACGGUGGAAGGUUUGCCGAAAUGCGCACCAAGGACUUCUUUCUGGCUGCAAUAAUAUUGUUUCUCGAUUUCCUGCUCCUCUUUCUUUUUUCGUUUCAAAUGUCGCCAAAAUGGUCAGAUUUGUGUGACAGCGAAAAGAAACACAAUUUGGCGCUGUUCAAGGAAACAACUACGUCGCGCCCCAAUCCUUGGUGGUAUACCUUAACCUGGUCAACGGAGGGCUUGGAACACAACACUAAGGAGUAUGCCCCCUAACGCCGUUACCCAACACUGCCGCCCAGUUGGCGCCAUACACACAGCUGCCAGCUGAUUUCGUUUCGCGUUCCUACCGGUGAAGAAACUUUAAUUGGCACAGAGCUGA
Drosophila biarmipes is the source of this 997-nucleotide messenger RNA. RefSeq lists its product as uncharacterized. The record is from RefSeq and is a predicted model, not a curated record. Lineage: Eukaryota; Metazoa; Arthropoda; Insecta; Diptera; Drosophilidae. The transcript has 6 exons. Bases 61 to 891 code for a protein of 276 amino acids.